This is a messenger RNA of Patiria miniata (bat star), 3577 nucleotides long. RefSeq lists its product as uncharacterized. The transcript has 3 exons. Lineage: Eukaryota; Metazoa; Echinodermata; Asteroidea; Valvatida; Asterinidae. Bases 114 to 458 code for a protein of 114 amino acids. The record is from RefSeq and is a predicted model, not a curated record.
CGAGCCUGAAGAGGACGCUUAUAAGUGGCCGGCAAGAACUGCUCUUCAGAAAGUCGAGGUUUUACUUGGUUUGUUCAGUCAGCAGUGUGUUUCGUUUUUUUGGCGGAGUCGGCAUGGAACGGACAGGAAUUUAUUGCGUUCUUCUAGCGCUACUGGUACUGGUGGCAGUGCACACGUGUUACGGGCAGAAGCCAGAUCUGAUCAUACGCUACGGCAAGUCCUACCCAGCCCGGCCGCGGGCCUUACCCAAGCCAUCCUUCUACGCUAAAAGGAACCAAGUACUCCUGCAGGACAGUAAUGGCAUCUCGCCCGAGUACCCUGGGGAAGAGGAGACGGGCGCCGCCAAACCUGUUAUUGAUGACGAAGGAUUUUUUGAGACGCCUUUUGAUUUCGACCCGUUUUCCCUCUGGAGGUCGCAGAGGCAACGAAUGACAAGACCAAAGUUUCCCCGGAACUGAUGAUGAGAUUUGAGUUUCCCCCCGAAAACAUAGAAUGGAAAAGGUAUAGAUUUAAGUUUAAAACGAGUCCACUGCUCUAAAUUUUUUUGCAGACAACAUGAUGUUUUCAGUCUGUUGCUCAUACCAAAUGAGAUUCGAGGAAAAUGAUAUGCCACAAGUACGAACAUGUUUUCUUUAAGUUUAUAUUUGCAAACGACAAAAAUUCGUUUUACACUCUGUGUAACUUUAAAGGUGCGCCAUUUUUUUUUUUUUAUUUUUUUUUUUUAACGACUGAAUCCCUCUCUUUCUUGUCGAGUUGAUGUACUGGGGAAAAAAAGAGCAAUGAUAUCAUAUUAAUCUAAAUUGUCACGGUACCUUAACAGAAAACUGAUUUUGAAUUAAUUAAAUAGCUUUCUUAUAACCAAACAAAUCACACACUCCUUGGGUAAUGUCAUUUUGUCCAAAUUUAAAUAUCAGAGAAUUUUUGGCUGUUUUGUGUUUAUUUUGAUCUAAAAUCUUAAGAUUCAGUCAUAUUAAAGCGCCACAAACGCACAAUCUGCCAAAAGACGCUUAAAAACAAUUAAUAUCUGUGUAUCUUUUUACAAUUCAGUAGUUUGGAUAUACGAAUGAAUUUGACCUUGUCGCAAGGAAAACAGCUCAAAAGUAUGUAAAAAUAACUUGUUUUAUUGUGAUAUUAUGUGUCAUACCGUCUUCUCGACGGAAGGUAAACAAAAUGUUAAAUUUAAGUAGAGAGGUGUUUUUUUCAAUUUCGUGCGUAAUGAUGUAAAUUACUAGAUACCUUUUUUUCUGAUGAUUUGUUUACACAAUCAAGUAAUUAUUUGGUGAAUUUAUUUCUUGUGGGGACCUCUUUUGUACCUUCUACUUAACUUUAACUCAUUCUCUUGAUACCAACAAUUGUCACAAAGGUCGUUUUAUCACUUAAGCUGUUCAACUUGGACUAGGCUUCUCUGUUUUCAGUUGUAUAAAGAGACUAACAUGUACCACAUAGAUUUAGCUUGGUUCUCUGUCAGUUUACAUACUUGUCCAUACACAGUUCUUUAGAAGACUUAAAAUGUGAUGAUUUUUUUUAAAAUAAUUUCUUUGAAACGCGUACUUUUGCGCCUUUGCUGUAUAGUGUCUUUUGCAUGCAUAAUCAAGGAAUAAGUAAACGUAAGCCAAAACCAACCCCAGCCCCCUACGCACCUUCACGCUUCAUUCUGAAAAGUGGAUGACAAUGUUGGACAUAAUAUCUGAGUAUUUUGAUCAGUGCAUCAAAGGGAAGAGAAACUUACUCAGUGUAACCUCUAAUCUAGGACGGCUACAACCACAUUGAAUAGAUGGAUUGAUGUGGGGGGGGGGGGAAUGGCAAUGGUUGACCAGCCUAACAGGAAUAAAUUAUUACUCGCGUGCGGCUAUAUGGACUCGGUAACCUUGUUAGUCCACGGAAGGGCAAACUUCGGGACGUGUAAAUGUACCCUCUAUAUUCAUUGCUGGGAGGCCCUGAACGUCGAGCACUUCCUCUAGCUAACACUGACCGGUGAACUGCCGCUGAUGCAGUCACACAAAGUAAGAGUGAAAUAUUGAACGGCCAUCCGCGAUAUCCACUUCAAAUCGAAACGUGCGUGUAUAACUCAAAGGGGCUGGAAAUCUUGCCAACAGUGCAAACUUUGCAAAAACGGAAUGAGAGUAUCUAAAGUUGAAAACCACUCUCUAGGGGUGUUCUGCGAUAAAAAAAAAAGAAGACACAUUUUCAUUUGCAUGUUUCCCCUCCCCCGCCUACCCAAAAAAAAGUUUUCAUGAAUGCCGCAACCACACUGCUAAUCCUUAUCGCAAAUAUGAUUGAUGAAGUUACCCGAAAAGACAAUAUGCCAAUCAGAUGUCGAGUAAUGCUACACUCGACGAAAAUAAGCAAGAUGAAGAUCCCAGAUUGACGAAAUUAACCCAAUAUUUUACACACGAUUGAUAUUGAUGGUCGAAAUGUCAUUGAUCAAUAACUCAAUAAAUUGCAAAUUGCUCUAGAUUGAUAGCGAACCCCUCAUCUUUCCUCCGUUGUUUAAAAGCUGAACUAUAUCGAAGAUGUGACAUUUUGUUUAUAUUGCAGUCAGGUGACGCCGACUUCCGACCUAAACAAACAACGAUGGUACGCUGUACCAUUAUUGAUAUACCGUGAAGCCUCAGCGGUUAACUUGACGUUAAUAUACCCUACCAAAAUAAAUAGACGCGAUGUUAAAAUUAACUCGUUAGGUUCACUAUUGAACCAUUGUACAUAUAAGCUCCAAUAUAGAAAUUUCAUGGUGUUUCAUUAAAAACAAAGCAAAAGAAACUUGCGUCAGCAUGCAUUGAGGUAUACGUUCGUAUUUAAAUGGAAAUAUCUACGAGAGUGCCAGUUUUCCAUAAUGUAUGCCCCUGCUGAUGUUUGGCAUUGCCAAAGGGUAAAGAAAAUGCACAAUUUAAAUUCAUUUCGUACUGCGAGACAUCUCUCUUUCACCCAUGGUGAGAAAGCUUACUGGGCGACUGGCCUCUUGGGAAAAAAAAUUGAAAAGAAUGUUGAAGAUUUACAUUUACACGAAAAUGACAACAUUGCAUAGUGUGGCAAUAGUGCUUGUAAAUGGCACAGGGCAAACAGUCACUAUCACAGGAAACAGUGAACCCAAAUCCAAUGCAUCUGAGGUGCUUAAGGGACAAACCUUCUUUUGGAUAUUACAAUUUUGUUUGAAAAUUCAUGAGCAAUUCCUGUCGACAGUUAACGAUAAUUAUAGCAUAGUCCAGAUACAAACAAGUAAAGACAGCAACAGGUGCUAACAGAAAUUACUUGAUUGCCUGUAGCUCUGGUGAAAUAAUCUAAUGCGAUGGAUGACAGGGUUUGUUAUGCGUGCAAGAAUAAUUGUGUAAAUUAUACUAAGAUUUUAGAGUAGCAUUGUGAACUAGGUUAAAUAUAACAGUUACAUCAUGUCCCUUUUAAACUAAUCAAACUUUGUUACCAGUUACUUGAAUUGGAUGCUUACAAUUUAGCAACGAAGACAAAAAAGUGCAAAAUUAAUGUUAAUUGUAAAUUAUUACAAACUUUCCUUUACGCCAUUCCUUGCUUCAGUGCUAACAAAUAUUCUCAAGAGAAAACCCGAUGUUUUUAGCUCGAGUAA